Messenger RNA from Notothenia coriiceps (black rockcod), 704 nucleotides. RefSeq names its product aprataxin and PNK-like factor. The transcript is spliced from 3 exons. Gene Ontology annotation, molecular function: 3'-5' exonuclease activity; DNA-(apurinic or apyrimidinic site) endonuclease activity. Bases 243 to 704 code for a protein of 153 amino acids. The record is from RefSeq and is a predicted model, not a curated record. Gene Ontology annotation, cellular component: site of double-strand break; nucleus. Gene Ontology annotation, biological process: double-strand break repair. Lineage: Eukaryota; Metazoa; Chordata; Actinopteri; Perciformes; Nototheniidae.
UUUACGUUCAAUCAGCUUUAAAGAGAAGUAAAGGACCUUCUUCCAGCUCUAAAGGACCUUCAACCAGCACUAAAGGACCUUCAACCAGCACUAAAGGACCUUCAACCAGCACUAAAGGACCUUCAACCAGCACUAAAGGACCUUCAACCAGCACUAAAGGACCUUCAACCAGCUCUAAAGCAGCAAAACAGGCCACGCCCACCAAGGCCUCCUCUUCUGAAGAGGAGCUCAGCGAGGAGGAAAUGCCGAAGAAGAGAAGGAGGAAGAUGAGUGAUGAAGAGCAGGAAGCCACUCAGUCUAAAACAGAUGUUCCUUCAGAGCAGCCUUCAGGUCGUCUUCAGAGCGAACCCAACAGAUCUGGGAUCAGCGACGAGUCUGACGGCUUCCCUAUGGAGGAGGACGAGGAGGAAGGAGGAGCAGGAACAUCUGCAGCAAACACCGAAACACAGACGAGUAAAAUCAGUCAAUCUGAGAACGAGGAGAAGGAGAUGAAGAAUGGACGACAGCAGACUAAACGAGCAGAUGCCAGACUCAGGACGCCGUGUCCGUACGGGAAGAACUGCUACAGGAAGAACCCGAUGCAUUUCCAGGAGAGCAGUCACCCCGGGGACACCGAUUACGAGGAGGAUGAGGAAGAGGAGGAAGAUGAGACGCAGGAGGAAGACUUACCCGAGUGUCCUUUUGGCACCGACUGCUACAGGUGA